Capsaspora owczarzaki ATCC 30864 is the source of this 1521-nucleotide messenger RNA. RefSeq lists its product as hypothetical. Gene Ontology annotation, molecular function: ubiquitin protein ligase binding. The transcript has 4 exons. The record is from RefSeq and is a predicted model, not a curated record. Gene Ontology annotation, biological process: response to unfolded protein. Bases 1 to 1410 code for a protein of 469 amino acids. Lineage: Eukaryota; Filasterea; Ministeriida; Capsasporidae. Gene Ontology annotation, cellular component: membrane.
AUGAUACUGCGACCAAGAUCCAGUCGUGCGAGUGUCCUCUCUGCUGCUGCUGCUGCUGCUGCUGGCGCUGUCAUUGCGCUCGGAUUGCUGCUGAGCUUGGCGGCGGUUCGCUGCAGCGCGACGACAGACAAUGCCGACCGCCACAGCCACGGCAGCCACCUCCGGCAGCCCCUUGCAUUGCACGCAGCUCGCUCUGAAGAAGCUUCUUCGUCCCUGUUGUUGGACGGAGGUGCCGCAGAGCACCCGUCGAGCGCGACUCGGUCCGACGAACCGGCCGUUCGCAAUCUCGCCGACAGCAGUGGCAGUGGUGCUUCUUCGUUCACCGGGCCUGACGAUGACGUCCGAGCACUGAUGACGCUUGCUGCAGAUGCAUCAGAUGGAGCUCUGGCUGGACCAGUGUACGAGGGCCUGCCCGUCCCGGACUACUCGACAACCUACCUGCCUUGCCCUGGUGCGUACUGCGGACGGGUCCUGGCUGUCGUCCCUGCAAACGGAUCGGUCGGUGCGCAUGUGCGUCUGGCCACUGGCGAGUGUGGCGCUUGUCCGGAUGGCUAUCGAUCGGAUGGCUACGUCUGUUUGCCGUGCAGCGAGCCGAUUCCAGCCUAUGCCUGGAUGUACUUGAUCGGGAUGGCACUCGCAUACUACUACCCGGCGACCGCUGUCGUGCUAGUGAAUUGGGCAAAUGUGCGCGUGCGGCAGCACUUGAUUUCAGCGACGCUCGAGACGGUUCUCGCGAUUCUUUUCGCAGUGCUUGUAAACACGCCAGCCUGGACGCUGGAUUUGACGGGCUGUGCGGUGUCGUCGGUGGACGAUUUCUAUUCGAUGCUGCACAAUCCCGAGAUUGACUUUGAGUAUGUGCUCCAGUGCGGUCAACAAGCAGUCUACCCGCUAUUCUCAAUCGUCCUCGAGAUUUUUGGAUUUCAAUUUGCGCUGCUCUUGCUCUUUCGCGUUCCUCUGGUGUGGCUGCAACCCAAAUCUCAGUUUGAUCGCGACGUCCUUCUGAUGUCGUUCUUCCUCCUGCCAUUGGCAGCUCUCGCAUUUGUGUUGUUUUGCGGGCCUCUAUAUUACGCGUUUCCGUACCUGGGGAUUGUAUUCUCCCUGCUAUCCACCACAGGUGCACUAUCGGGGGCUUUUGGACAACGGUCCGUCGUGGCAGCCCGAAUGCAACAAGUUCCUUUGUUAAAAAUGAUUCGCGAAAUCAUCUUGUUGCCACACACACUGCUGCUGUUGACGCGACAGGCGGGCGUGAUGGGAUUUUCUGUCGCAGCUCUGAUCUGCUUUUACGACGGAUUCGAACCAGGCACGAGCGCCGACAUCCUGGCUCCCCAUGUUAUUUCCGUCUUGUUAACACCACUUGUUCCGUCGUUAUUAUUCUUUGCCACCGAGCGAGUGACGCGGGCGAAACGAUGAAGCGGUUGUCGUUCGUGUCUUGUAAAUUUUUGUGUUGUUAGCAAAAAAUGGCUGGAUUGCGUGUGGUUGGUUUGCUUUCGCUUUUGUAUUAUUAGUACGUAGUUUCCAUCG